Messenger RNA from Anopheles arabiensis, 4788 nucleotides. Its product is annotated as zonadhesin-like. The transcript has 3 exons. Lineage: Eukaryota; Metazoa; Arthropoda; Insecta; Diptera; Culicidae. The record is from RefSeq and is a predicted model, not a curated record. Bases 51 to 4670 code for a protein of 1539 amino acids.
UGCCAUACGGCGAGUAUCGCCGGAUUGGAGUGAAGUUACAAGUGUACGCGAUGGAAUUACGUGAAACAAAGAGUGUAAUAUGCUGCCUGCUGCUAGCCGGGCUGCUUCACGCAGCGUUCGUCGCUAGCGCGGCCACAAACAGUACCGUUCCGGCUGUCGGGAACGUCACGGUUACGAAUGAAACAUACCCGGUGCCGCACGUCCGCAACGGGACGGUUGGAAAUCGAACGCGAACAAACCGCCAAAUCAUGUACCCGUACGGUGGUGGCGGCCUGCUGCAAACCGGUGGCAUAAUGCCGAUCGGCGGCAUCAUGACGGCUGGUGUCGGCUCCACCAUCAACUGUCCCGCCGGCACCCAGCUACAGAAUGGGCAGUGCGUGCAGCGCGUAUCGUACUGCGGCGCGGGCUACAAUCUGGUCGGCAACACGUGCGUCGGCCAAGCAACCUGCCAGGCCGGCUACACGCUCCUCAAUGGCCAGUGCCAUCUGCAGGCCCCUUGCGCUACGGCAACCUGCGGACAGGUGGCGGUUGCACCGCCUGUCAUUGUCCAUCAGCCACCGCCGACAGUGGUACAACCUCCGCUACCGCCACCACCGCCCCCGGUCGUGACGUGUACGUGCGAGUCCGGCUACACGCAGGUGGGCGACCAGUGCGUCAAGUACGAGACGAAACAGGUCGACAUGCAGACGGAGGAAGGCAGCCAGCUGGAGGCACUGACCUGCCCGGCCGGGUACGAGCUGAACUACGAGGAGUGCAUCCAGCACAGCAACCAGGAGGCACGCUGUACGCGGGGAAUGCGGCGCGACGACGUGUGCGUCGUGCCGGCCGAAUGCCGCUACCCGUACGCGAUCGACGAGUACGGGCGGUGCGUGCGGAACAUGAGUGCGCCGGCCAGCUGCCCGCCCGACACCCGGCUCGUCGGCGGCGUCUGCCUGUACAGUACGCCCCAGUGUCCGGCCGGCUACCGGCAGGAGGGCGGCAUCUGCGUCCAGCGCGAACAGGUCCCGAUCAGCUGCGAGGAGGGCGGCUCGCUCCAGGGCGGGCUGUGCGUCGUGUCCAGCCCGGAAUGUCCGCCCGAGUACCGGCUGUCCGGGGGCCAGUGUGUGCUGGAGCGCCGCACAACGCCCCGCUGUCCGCCGGGCACGCGGCCCCAGAACGGCGUGUGCGUGGUGCAGGAGCUGAACUGUCCGCCCGGCUUCCAGAGCCGCCCCGGGGGCGUUUGCGUGAAGAAGGAGAACCGUCCGGCGACCUGCCCGUCCGGUGCCCGGCUGGUGGGGGACGUGUGCGAGUCCGAGCAGGACGUGUGCCCCCGCGACUACAAGCUCGAGUACAUGCAGUGCGUCCGGUACAGCCAGCGGCCCGCCACCUGCCCGCGGGAGAUGCGCAUGCAGGCGGGCGAGUGCAUCUCCUCGUCGGUCAGCUGCGAGACGGGCUUUACGCUGCGCAAUGGUGAGUGCGUGCGGGAGCUGACCGCCCGCCGGACCUGCCCGCCGGGCAGCGUGAUGCGCGACGACCAGUGUGUGGUGGGGGAGCCGCGCUGCGAGACCGGAUUCACGCUGCGCGAUGGCGUCUGCGUGCAGCACCUCCGGGAGGAGCCACGCUGCCCGGCCGGCGCGCAGUACCGCAACGGGAAGUGUGUGCUGCGCGUGGACGACUGUCCGGCUGGGGCAACGCGCCGCGACGGGGACUGUGUGCGGGGCGAGCAGGUGUCGCCGAGCUGCGAGGCCGGGUUUGCGUACGUGCGCGAGCGCUGCCUGGCGAAGGUGCAGUGCGAGUACGGCUACAACUACAACGCGAAGGAGGCGAUGUGCGUGCGCAUGUCGCGCACGACUAUGACCUGCCCGGCCGGUACCGUGCUGGAGGGCGAGCGGUGCGUUACGCGCGACAUGAUCUGCAUGGACGGGUACACGCUGCAGGAGGGACAGUGCGUGAUGCGCAUGACGACGGCGCCGGUCUGUCCGCCCGGCACGACGCUCAGGGGGAGCCGGUGCCAGAGCAGCGUCGCGGCCCAGUGCCGCGUCGGCACGGUGCCAGUGAACGGGGCGUGCGAGACGCAGGAGACGGCCUACCCGAGCUGCCCGGCCGGCUACCAGUACUCGGCGGGCCAGUGCCACGGCACGACCGUCACUGCCGUCGCCAGCCCGGCCGUGGCCCCGAGCCCGUGCGCGUACGGCAUAUGCGCCAAUCCGUGCAUGACGGGCGCGUGCGGCAUCCCGUGCGCUACCGGCUGUGCGGCGGCGGCCCAGACCCAAACGCAAACGCAAAUGACGGCCUCGGUCCAGGCGGCGGCCUGCCCGGCCGGCUUCACCAUGCAGAAUGGUGUCUGCUCGCGCCGGUCGCUCCUCGCGAUGGAGUGUCCGCCCGGCUACACGAUGGACGGCGGACAGUGCAUCGUCUACCACACGAUGACGUGCGCGGCGGGCAGCUUCCUGCAAGGGGACCGGUGCGUGCGGCUGCAGACCCGGCCGGCCGUGUGCCGGGACGGCUACCAGCAGGCGGGCGACCGGUGCAUCCACACGCGGCCUACCUGCCCGCCCGGCUACCGCAACAUGGAGGGCGCGUGCGUGACGCUGACCGAGCGGCCGGCAACCUGCCCGCCCGGCAGCACCAAGCGCAACGGGUUCUGCGUCGGCACGCUCAGCUGCCCGCCCGGGUACUACCUGCACCGUGGGACGUGCCAGCGCGAGGAGCAUACGGCCAUCACCUGCCCGCCCGGGUUCGUGUACGCGGACGGGGAGUGCAUUGCGCACUUCAGCUGCUCGGCGGGCUUCCGCCUCGAGGGCAACAUGUGCGUGCGGACGGAGCAGCGCACCGUUUCGUGCCCGAUGGCGGCCCGGCUCGUGCGCGACAUGUGCGUGGUGGGCAUACCGAGCUGCGAGCACGGCUACGACUACGUGGGCGACCGGUGCGUGAAGGUGGAGUACCGCAGCCCGAUCUGUCCGCCCGGCACGCGGCUAAGCAAUGGGGUGUGCGUGCUGGUGCGGCCACCGCAGUGUGAGACGGGCUACACGUUCUCGGCCGGCCAGUGCACGAUGCUGGACCGGCGGCCGAUCAACUGCCCGUACGAGUUCCAGAUCGUGGGCAACCGGUGCGUCUCCCAGCGGCUGCUCUGCCCGGCCGGGUUCGAGCUGAAGGGGCGCGAGUGUGUGCGCGAGGUGCGCGAAACGGUCCGCUGCCCGCACGGCAGCAUGCUGCGGGACAAUCUGUGCAUCGGCGAUGGGCCGGCCUGCGAGCCGGACUACAGCAUGGUGCGGGGCGAGUGCGUCCGCACGAGCUACGGGUCGCCCGAGUGCCCGCCCGGCACGGUCAUUACCGAGGGGCGGUGCGUGCGCAGUGCUACGUGCGCGCCGGGCUACCAGCUCCGCGGCGGACAGUGCGUGAAGCAGCGCGUGGUGAAGCUGGCGUGCGCGAGAGGUUCGAUGAUGGAUGGGCGGUGCGUGGCGCCCGGACCGAACUGUCCGCCCGAGUACGAGCUGCGCCGGGAGGGCUGUGUGCGGCGCGAAACGCGGGAACCGACCUGUCCGUCCGGUGCGACCCUGCAGCAGAACUACUGCGUCAUCGAUCGGCCCCAGUGCCCGGAGGGGUACCGGUACGCGCACGGCACCUGCACGAAGCUGGUCAAGAUGGCGGCCGAGUGUCGCAAUGGCGCUGUGCUGCGGGACGGUAUGUGCGUGACGAAGGUGACCAGCUCGAAGGCGACCUGUUCGGCGGGCUACAUGCUGCAGGGUUCGUCGUGCGUGCGAACGCUCUAUGCGCAGCGCACCUGCACGACCUCGGCGCCGGCCGUACCGUACACGCCGAGCGUCAGCGUCGGCAGCAGCAGCAGCAUCAUCAGCAGCGGUAGCAUCCUGUCCAGCGCACCGACCAUCAUCCAGCAAGCGUCCUACCCGUCGUACGUCUCGGUCGGUUCCCUGGUGGUCCCGGAAGUGCAGAGCAACUACACUACCGACUUUGGGUCGGCACGGCCCAGUGACAGCAGCAGCUUCGAUGACUACUUCACCGGGGAGCAGGCUGGAGGCGGCUUCGAGGACUUCCCGAGCUACUCGAGCGGCAGUACACUGGAGGACACGAGGGAGCCCGGCCUGGCGUCGAGCGUCGCUGGAGGAAGCUUCGAUGACUUCCCGAGCUACUCGAGUGGGGACACGUACGUGCCGCCGGGCUCGGACUACGAGAUGAGGGAGUCCGGGCCGGCGUCGAGCGUCGCGGUCGAGGCCGAAGCGACCGAUGCGAGCGUGGCGCGUGUGAAGCGCUGCACCGUGAUUGGGCCGCGGGUUUGCGUGCGGGACGAGGAGGAACAGUGGUCGUGCGAGCAGACGCACUAUCGCAACAUUGCGUCCAGCUUCUGUGAAAGCGAAAGCACGACGGUGCAGCUGACCGUGGGACAGCAUUUGUCGUACAACGAGACGUUCAUCGUGAUGGCACCGCCGGAACAGGAGGAGGAAGGAUACGGCUACGAGGAGGAGGACGCGGAUGAUGAAGAAGCUGCCAUGGAUUGUGGUGAUUGUGCCGAUCAGAGCUACAGCUGUGUGAAGAAGUGCUACACGUAUGAGGAGUGCACCGGUUGCAGCACGGUCGAGCUGAGUAGCUUCUGCGAAACCCUAUCGUACAGAGCGGCUGGUAGCGAACAAGCACUGUCGCGGGUGUGUGAAUACUUAAAAAUUGAUGCUUGAGCCACACACACACCACCACCACCUCAUCUGCAUCCGAUGUUAUUCAUAAUAGCAAAACUAACCUAAUCCAUGUUAUACACUAGCCGGGUAGGCAAAUAAAAUUAUACAUGUAAUCAAA